AUGAAUUGUAAAUGUGAUGGUGAAAAUUUGAGGUCAGGCGGAUUGGGUAAGCUCCUCGGCGUAGGCGGAAGACGUCAUCAUCACGGAAGUCAUAGAUUCUCAUCGCAUGGAAUCGGUUCACGAUCACGUUCGAAUACGUUCAAGAAUAUGAUCGUUGGCGCAGCGGCCGGUUAUCUCACCUAUCAGGCUGGCAGGGCCAUUAUUCGAUCGAUGGCUGGGCCAAUGAUGUGGAAUAACCGUCCGUACUACUGGGGAUCGAAUUAUUAUCGGCCGCAACGUGGGCAGGAGAACAUGUGCCGAAUGCCGAUUGAUCCAUCUGAUCCACAGUUCGGAAAUAUCUAUCAACCGGACGGCGUAACUCGUCCACAUGAGAUCGUAUGGGGAUGCGGUUAUUACGAAUACUGUUGUGGCUACGAGUGCUGUCGUGGCGGUGGAGCGUCACGAAUCGGUGGCUACGGUGCCUCUAUGGGAUAUUGA
Molecule: messenger RNA, 477 nt
Organism: Cooperia oncophora
Lineage: Eukaryota; Metazoa; Nematoda; Chromadorea; Rhabditida; Trichostrongylidae
Source: the annotation of a GenBank genome assembly